AUGCCAGACGAUCACGUUUCAGCAGAAGAUUUCGAAUUUGACGAAGAAACACAUAAUUCAGAUACCUUAUUGAAUAAUCAAACCUCCUCCAACUCGGCGAUGCCUUCCAGAUCCAGAUCACCAUAUCACCUACCACCAUCUGAACAACUGAGAGGAGUAGCGAAUCGGAUAAUAUUCAGUAGAUAUUAUGUUCUGUUUUACGGUGCUAUGAUGGGUUUAAGUUUCGCUACGCUGGUUAUAAGUUUAAUAGCUACUCAUGGGAAUAAAUGUCCACCGGCAGUAUGGCAUAUAUUAGAGGUCAUAAUAAAUGUUUUAAUGGUUUUAGAAGUGGGCACGAGGUGGACAGCAUAUGGCAAGAAAUACCCAUUGACAUUACUAAAUGUAAUCGAUAUAAUCCUAGUCCUAUUUUGUACCGUAACUUUGAUAUUAGUAUUCAAGAAUCCUUGUGGUGAAGGUACGAGAAGUGAAGAAUUACUCGAUACGUUUCUAUUGAUAAUUCGAAAUACCGUUCAAUUCCUUAGAUUAGGAAAUGUUUUACGCAGAUCUGGACAUUCCCUUUUAAAUCCACCUAAACCUAUUGAUCUGAGUCAAGCUGGAGCUGCGAGUUUAGCAUUGGAUUUAGGUCUGGAUGAAGAUGAAGAAGUUGCUGCUGAGCGCCAACUCUCAACUUCCGCAUCAGGAUCUGGACCUGGAUCGGGGGGAAGAACGUUGAGAGGUGCUUUCAAUUCAUCUUCAACAGGUUCAGGAAGAUAUCAAAGAUUGGAUACUGAAGAAGAGAGGAUAGGUACUGGAGUCAAAUUGAAUCAAGGGAGAGAAGAUCUGAACGAGGAUGAUGAAGAUUUAUGGGAUAGAUUGUAA
This is a messenger RNA of Kwoniella shivajii, 858 nucleotides long. RefSeq lists its product as uncharacterized. Bases 1 to 858 code for a protein of 285 amino acids. The record is from RefSeq and is a predicted model, not a curated record. The transcript is spliced from 4 exons. Lineage: Eukaryota; Fungi; Basidiomycota; Tremellomycetes; Tremellales; Cryptococcaceae.